AUGUUCUUGCUUCGGCGUGCCCCACUGCGUGUAGUACCACGUCUGACCCCCUUCCGACCCCAACGGCGACUGCUUGGCAGCGUCAGCGCAAUUGACUCGGCCAUCUUCCGCACUCUCUUUGGCACCGACGAGAUCCGAAAGGUGUUUGACGACAAAGCAUACAUCGACCGGUGCGUCGACGCAGAAACCGCCUUGGCCAGGGCCCAGUCAAAAUGCAAUGUCAUCCCGUCUCACAUUGGAGAGGUGGUGACAUCCAAAGCCCGGGAAGCACAGUUGGACUAUGACAGGCUGCGUCGCGAGACUGAAAUCGUGGGCUAUCCCAUCUUCCCACUGGUACGCCAACUGUCUGCAUCGUGUGGGGAUGAGGCUGGACGUUAUGUGCAUUGGGGAGCCACGACGCAGGAUAUCAUGGACCUGGCGAGCAUGUUGCAGAUGAAGCAGGGCCUUCAGAUUGUUGAGCGCACUCUUCGUUCGGUCAUCAGAAACCUUGAGCACCUCUCUAAAAAGCACCGGGAUACCCCCAUGGCCGGCCGCACCCACCUGCAGCAUGCUCUCCCCAUCACUUUCGGACACAAAUGCGCCAUUUGGCUCUCUGGCUUCCAGAGACACCUCGAGCGGCUGGAGCAGCUAAGGGAUCGCGCGUUGAUGGUUCAGUUUGGAGGUGCUGCAGGAUCCUUGGCUUCCCUGGGCUCGGGCGACGACGGCAUCCGUGUUCGAAAAGAAAUGGCAAAGGACCUUGGACUGACGGAUCCUCCCAUCACCUGGCAUGUUGCACGAGACGGCGUUGCCGAAAUCACAAAUUACCUUGCCCUUGUUGGUGGAUCUCUAGGGAAGCUCGCUCUCGACAUUAUCAUCAUGUCGUCAAAUGAGCUUUCCGAGGUUUCGGAGCCAUUUGUGCCACACCGAGGAGCAUCAUCGACCAUGCCACAGAAAAGGAAUCCCAUAUCAAGCGAAGUGAUACUGGCAGCUUCUAAAAUCCUGCGGUCAAACGCGGGCUUGGUGCUUGAUGGCAUGGUGUCGGACUUCGAGCGCGCCUCUGGCCCAUGGCAUCUCGAAUGGGUAGCUGUCCCUGAAAGUUUUGUGAUUGCUGUGGGCGCACUUAACCAGGCUGACUUUGCGCUUUCCGGUUUGGUUGUGAACCCUAAACAAAUGCUCACAAACCUCUAUUCCACAAGAGGCCUUAUCGUGGCUGAGGCUGUCAUGAUGGGCCUUGCUCCACAUGUGGGUCGCUCAAAAGCGCAUGACGUGGUUUACGAGGCAUGCAAGGAGAGUAUCGAGAACGACACCAGUCUGUUGGAGGCGUUGCAAACACGGACUGAGAUCACUGAGAAGAUCUCCAACGAGGAGUUGAACGCGUUGUGUGACGCCAAGAACUACCUGGGCUCGUGCGGACUCAUGGUUGACGAAGUGCUAGCUGCAUCUAGAUGAAUC
Molecule: messenger RNA, 1431 nt
Organism: Exserohilum turcica Et28A
Lineage: Eukaryota; Fungi; Ascomycota; Dothideomycetes; Pleosporales; Pleosporaceae
Exons: 1
Coding region: 1-1428 (475 amino acids)
Molecular function (GO): catalytic activity
Source: RefSeq, a predicted model, not a curated record